AUGUCAUCAGAAGGCCCAACUGAGGCUGUGGACGUGCAGUCGAUGAUUCCCCCCCCAGAGAACGUUCCUUAUCCCGCUUCCACGAAACAAGCUGCGGGCACUGUGGGUGGGCAGCCUACCGAUAUCAUGGUGGUCUCGUUCCAAGACCGGAUACUCGUGACCAUCACACAGAACGGACGAUUAGCACAAUGGCUUCAUGUGCCGAUGGAAAGCCCAGAUCCAGCAGCUGACUUCCAAACACUGACCAGCAACCAGGAAGAUGCCCUUCUUCCCCGCCCGGAAUUUAAUGCUACGCCUUUACUUGGUGGACGAUCCGGUGAUUGGGAGGUCGUUGGUCAGCUCUAUGCUUGCCAAAUCGCGACGGCAAUAGCUGCGAAAUCCCCUGAAGAGAAGAGGCUACUGGUUGUGGGACUUGGUCUAGAAACGCCUGACAUUGAUCGGGAUAUAUAUCUAGGUAUCGUUGAUCUUGUUUUGCAGUGCCUAUGA
This is a messenger RNA of Trichophyton rubrum CBS 118892, 486 nucleotides long. RefSeq lists its product as uncharacterized. The record is from RefSeq and is a predicted model, not a curated record. The coding region runs from base 1 to 486 and encodes 161 amino acids. Lineage: Eukaryota; Fungi; Ascomycota; Eurotiomycetes; Onygenales; Arthrodermataceae. The transcript has 2 exons. Gene Ontology annotation, biological process: proteasome assembly.